GUAAAAUGUCAAAUGUGAUUUGUGAAUUGUACAUCUCUUUGACAGAUCGACUAUAAAUUGAAAAAAAUAACUGUUUGAUAAAAAAGUACAUGAAAGCAAUCGUUAAUAAUUGCUUGUUACUUUUAUAACGUUAUUCCAAUUCAAAUUAAUGUCGAAAAUAAAAUAUUAGCGAUCUGCUUAAAAGAUAAUCUAGUAAACAAAAUAAUAUGAUGUUACUUCGGACGCUCCUUGGGGGUCUAGUGUCAACUGUGUAAAAAUUUUAUUCUGUUGUGUGGAUUUCCUAAAAUGUAUACAAUAAUAAAAUCAAGUGAUUUUAACCGAUCGUGGUUAUAAUAUUAAUAUAAUGAGUGACAAGAUCAACAGAGAAUACUUCGCCCCAGGCGCCGCAGCCUUCAAUUAUAAUGUGACGGGCGGUGCAGACAGCGCGAGCGGCGGCUCCGGCGGCUCGGGAAUGGAGUGCCUCCAGCUGCGCUCCCCCCCGCACCCCUCCUUCCACUACCUCAUCUCGGAGCAGGCUAAGUCCCUCGUCGCGCUACAGGAACUCCAGAAUGAGGUCGGCGCUCUGCUCGAGUUCCGCGACCUCGUCAUCGAGACAUUCCCGAACUUGCGCUCGAAGAUGGCCCCCUCGACGCCGGCGGUGGCCCGGCGCGACUGGGAGCCCGGCGUGCGCGUGCGCCGCAAGCUCGCCGGCGGCGGCGGCGACGCGGCGCGCGCCAAGCCGCAGCCCUCCGUGCAGGACUCCGGCUUCAGCACCGAGACCUCCUGCGGCAAGGACGCGCACUCCUCCGCCUCCGCGUCCGCGCCGGCCCCCCGCCCGCGCCCGCUCGAGGACGAGCUGUGGGCGCUGCUCGACGUCAUCCAGCGCAAGGGCGGCCGGCUGCGCGACGAGGCGGAGCUGCUGCGCGGCGAGCUGGACGAGCGGCAGCCCGACACGGCCGAGGAGUCGUUCGUGCGGCAGCUGGCGGGCGGCUGCGCGGGCUGCGGGGCUUGCGCGGACGUGGCGCGGCUGCGCGGCGAGCGCGACGCGCUGCUGGCGCGAGCUGCGCAGCUGGAGGCGCAGGCGGCCAGCCCGCGCGCGCCGCUGGGCCGCCUGGACGCGCCGCUGCGCACGCCGCGCCGCCCGCCCGCCGUCGCGAGCCCCGACAGCGACAAGUUCGCGGCGAUUCUCCAAGAGAGCAAUCCCGUCGAACUGCAACGGCAGCUCCUCGUCUCCAUCGUACAAAAUCAGGUGUACAGUGAACAGUUGAAGCAAGCAACGGAACAACGUACUCUACUCUUGGAUAAACUUAAACGUGUGAGAGAGGACAACGAAGAUUUGAAGUUUAGGCUGGAAGAGAAGACUCAAAAUCAAAGUUUAAAAACAACAACCGCUACAUUUCAGCUGGAAGAGAAGACGACAGAGCUGGAGACGCAGCGGUCGCGGGGUGCGGGCGGGGCGGGGUCGGGCGGGGGGCGCGCGGGGUCGGGCGGGGGGCGCGCGGGGUCGGGCGGCGGGCGCGCGGGGGGCGGGGCCGGGGACAGCCCCUCGCGGCACAGCAUGCGCGACCUGGAGACGCUGCAGCUGCCCAGCGACGAGCCGCGCCGGCGCCCCAGCCGCAUCCCGCGCCACACGCCGCACAAGGGCGCGGCGCCCCGGCCGCCGCCCGCCGUGCCCCCGCGCCCGCCGUCGGCCGGCUCCGUGCGCUCCGUGCGCUCGGCGCGGCGCCCCGACAAGCCGCCGGCGCCCCGCCUGGCGCCAGACAAGAACCAAGAGGCUCACGUCGAGGUGAGCUCGGAGGCGGACUCGCUGAACAUGGACCCCCGGCAGCUGGAGGCGGGCGCUGCGCUGGUGGCGGAGUACCUGACCCGCGCCGCCCGCCUCGCGCCGCUCUACCCCGCGCUGCGCACAGCCCGCACAGCUCGCACAGCUCGCACCCGCCCGCUGCCCGCCGACCUGCUCGCGUACGAGACGCCGCACAACUUGGCUCUCGAACUCUCCAAAUCGAUCCUCUACGAGAACUCGGCCUCGAUCGACCUGAAGACGCUCAAGUCGCUCGACUCCCACGACGACGCGUCCCUGUGGGAGGGCAAACCGCAGCAGUACUUCGAGAGCAUGAACGAGGGCCUCGGCACUGAGGAGUUCGACGACGACUCGCUCGCUUCGUAACUCGGCGUCCCGCUUCGCUCGCGGCUUCUGCUCGAUUUUUUAACUUCAAAUCGAUAGAACGCCGCGGCGCUGACAAGAAUGUUAAUGGAACUCCGCUUUUGUUAUUCACAUUUGCAUUUGCGGCGCGGUGUGCGCGCUCGUACAAAAUUGGGAAUGUCUCGUUUCGAAUUUCACCAAUUUACCCUAGGUUAGGUUAUUUAAUUAUGUAAUGUGCUCCGGUGUAAUGUCGAUGCGUUAGUGAAAUGUGUUCUCUGUAUAAUAUAAUAAUAUCUGUGAUAAUUUCACAUUUAUAUUGUUUCCUUAUGAAUUAUGUGUGAGGAAUUGUAAUAAAUUUGUAAAUCUUAAUUUUAAAUUAUAUAUUAUGCUAAAAUAAUGAAAUUAAUUAAUCAUUAUAAUGUUUCGAGUCCCUACUGCAGAGUCCUGUUUCGUAAGCGUUAAAAAUGUUUAAUAUAUGUUUUCAAGUUAUAUGCUCAUAAUGUAAAAUUUACUGUUUAUAAUAUUAUAAUAAAAUGUAUCGGCGGCGAGUUUGUAGAAAAUGGUAGCUAUUACAAAGCGGUCAUUCCUAAGCCUUCGGCUCGACUGUACUAUAGGUAAAAUAUAUUGAGUGAAUGUUAAACGACUUCAGUAAGGCUGUGAAAUAGUGUGGAUGCGAUUAUCGCUGAAAAGAUCGAAUAAAUAAUGUAUGUAAUGUAAUUAAUAGGAAUAAAAUUUGAAUUCGUCGAAGCUGUGACAUAAAGCGAUUCCUAGUUAUUUUAAAAUAUCUUUUAGGCUUUAUAGUACUAAACUGAAUGUCGCAGUAAUACGAUGAAUUACGGUGUAUAUUGGGAAUCGGUCGUAGUUUAUUUACAUAGCGGCUAUAGUUGUUACUGUCAAACGUCCAGUGUCCAACGUCCUAUGCGAUUCGCACGACUGCCCGGUAGGUUAUGUGCUCUAGUUGCCUAUAUACAUUAUCUAUAUACGCUCGGUUACAAAUAGUAGGAGACUGAUUUUGAUAAAGGCAUAGUGAUAUAUGUUUAUCAAUUUAUUCUUAUUAUUUAGAUUUACCUUAUUAUUUUCUUAUUAUAAUUAUUUCCUAUUGUAUAAAUUUAUUGCCUGUUCGGGUUUAGUAAGAUUAACUCCUAGUUGUUAUUGAUAAUAUUCCAAUUUCUAUCUGCGACUGUAUUUUAUGUAAAAUAAGAUUUAAAUGUAGCGAAUUAAACUAUUAAGUUAGCAUAUUGUACAGCCUCAUUCAUGCUAUGGUAAUUCUGUAAAUUAUUUAGCACUAUCUAAUGUUAAGAUAGUCAUUAAAUGUCUAGUUGACUUGAAUCUAGUUGGACUUGUGUAAAGUUGUACAGAAAUCAUAUCAUUACCUAUAUACAAAUUACUUAAAUAAAUUGUUCAUAUCAAA
Colias croceus (clouded yellow) is the source of this 3533-nucleotide messenger RNA. RefSeq lists its product as uncharacterized. Bases 344 to 2146 code for a protein of 600 amino acids. The transcript is spliced from 6 exons. Lineage: Eukaryota; Metazoa; Arthropoda; Insecta; Lepidoptera; Pieridae. The record is from RefSeq and is a predicted model, not a curated record.